AUGGAGCUAAGGAACCACACUGUUGUGACUGAGUUCAUCUUGCUUGGUAUCCCUCACACAGAAGGGCAGGAACAAGUGCUCUUUAUUGUCUUCUUGAUCUUCUACCUUUGCACCCUGCUGGGAAAUCUUCUCAUCCUUGUGGCUGUGACAUCUGAUUCCCGUCUGCAUACUCCUAUGUAUUUCUUCUUGUGCAACUUAUCUGUACUAGACAUUGGCUUCUCCUCAGUAAGUACCCCCAAGAUGCUGGCAAUCCUGUUGGUGAAGAAUCAGGUCAUUUCCCUGGGUGGUUGUAUGUCCCAGGUCUUCUUCUAUCACUUCCUGGGCAGUACUGAGUGUCUGCUUUAUACUGUGAUGGCCUAUGACCGAUUUGCUGCCAUCUGCCACCCACUGCGUUAUACCAUCAUCAUGAACCGCCGGGUUUGUGCAGUCCUAGCUGCUGGGACCUGGUUCACCAGCUCCUUCCAUGCCACUAUUCUUACCACACUAACCUUCCAGCUGCCCUACUGUGGUUCCAAUGUGGUAGACUACUUCUUCUGUGAUAUCUUUCCUGUGGUCAAGUUGGCCUGUGGCAACACCAUCAUCAUUGAGACAGUGAGCUUUACCAAUAUUGGUCUUGUGCCCAUGACCUGCUUCCUGCUCAUCUUGGCCUCCUACAUCCGCAUUGUCAUUGCUAUUCUGAAGAUGCACUCAGCUGAGGGCCGCCGCAAGGCAGCAUCCACUUGUGUAUCUCAUCUCUCUGUUGUCACACUGUUUUUUGGGCCCUGUGCCCUCAUCUAUACCCAGCCAUCUCUGAGUGAAGUGCUAGUGACUCCUGUUCAGAUUUUUGGCAACGUUGUCACUCCCAUGCUUAAUCCCACAAUCUAUACUCUUAGGAACAAGGAUGUCAAGGGAGCACUGAAGAAGCUGCUCCAACAAGCUGUAGCAUUUUCAAUGGCCACACCCCAGUAA
Molecule: messenger RNA, 948 nt
Organism: Dromiciops gliroides (monito del monte)
Lineage: Eukaryota; Metazoa; Chordata; Mammalia; Microbiotheria; Microbiotheriidae
Product: olfactory receptor 958-like
Exons: 2
Coding region: 1-948 (315 amino acids)
Biological process (GO): G protein-coupled receptor signaling pathway
Cellular component (GO): membrane
Molecular function (GO): G protein-coupled receptor activity; olfactory receptor activity
Source: RefSeq, a predicted model, not a curated record